Molecule: messenger RNA, 1088 nt
Organism: Haplochromis burtoni (Burton's mouthbrooder)
Lineage: Eukaryota; Metazoa; Chordata; Actinopteri; Cichliformes; Cichlidae
Product: secretory phospholipase A2 receptor-like
Exons: 7
Source: RefSeq, a predicted model, not a curated record
GCGAUUCAGCACAAAGGAUUCUCUUUUACUUCCUUAAUUCUUAUCUAUGCUGUUCACAUGAUCUUUAAAUACUCACUGAGCAAUGGUAAGACUAUAAACAAGUUUUUCGACAGGUUAGUGCUAAGCAGCAUGCACACUUAGAAACAUCUGAAGUACGUGGAGUUAAAAUAGUGUUGUAACUCAUGGAUUAUACGGUGAUCAUCUUUGUGCUGAUAGGAGCGCUGGUUAAUGGUACAUUUGGUCAAACUCAUCAGUACUACUAUGUGAGCACCUCACUGAACUGGACGGAGGCACAGAGCCACUGCAGAGAUGUCUACACUGACCUGGCCACCAUAGAAAGCACAGCUGACGUUAAUGCUGUCAGAAGCAUUGCAACAAACACAAGUAAGGCAUGGAUAGGUCUCCAUGAUGACCUGGAAAACAGUUGGAGAUGGUCCCUAAAUGACAGCAGCUUCUACGGUCAAGGGGAGACAACAUUUAGAAACUGGUACACUAAUGAGCCCAACAAUCUUAAUGGACAGCAAUACUGUGUGGCACUUUUAAGUGGGAGUCCAUACAAUGGUGAAUGGGAUGACCGUGACUGUGACGACAUCCUAAACUUUGUGUGCUAUAAUGGUACAAUAAAUGGUCAAGAAUCUUUUGUUAAGGUUAAUUUGUUUAUGAACUGGACUGAUGCUCAGAGUUUCUGCAGGAACAAUUAUGUUGAUCUACCCAGUAUACGAAAUCAGACAGAAAAUGACAAGAUCAAAGUCACAGCAAAUGGAAGCUUUGUGUGGAUUGGUCUGUAUCGGCAAAAGGUGUGGUCUGAUGGGAGUGACUCUCUGUUUCAAUUCUGGGCCACUGGGCAACCAGACUCUGGAUAUGAGCAGUGUGUUGCUGCAGAUUUCAGUGACUCGGGACGAUGGUUGGAUGAAUUGUGCUCCAACAGCUUUUCAUCAAUCUGUUUUACAACAAUGACGUUCAGUCUAACGGGACAAACGGAAACCAGCAUCACUCUGCAGUGGAAUAAAGUCAACAACAAUGUCAGCUUUGUUCUCCAGUUUAAUGGUACAGAGACAAGCAUCAGUGCACCAGCUGGAAAUGGACCA